Molecule: messenger RNA, 345 nt
Organism: Linum tenue
Lineage: Eukaryota; Viridiplantae; Streptophyta; Magnoliopsida; Malpighiales; Linaceae
Source: the annotation of a GenBank genome assembly
GGGCAAGUGAUCGAAAUUAGGAAAGAGCUAGAGACAUGUCGAACAAAGACAUUCAAAGGAGCCUAUGGACCACCCUACGGCGUUAUAAGGGGAAGUGUAAGCCUAUAUGCGCUUGAGUUGAUGUUUGUAGAGGGAAAGAAGACUCCUUCGGAAUGUGAUUGUGUGAUUGGGAGGACACAUGGGCUCCCAUGCAGUUGUCGAAUCAACUCCUUUAAAGGAGCGGGAGACCAUUUUCAGAUAACACACUUGGCACCAUUCUGGUCUACUUUGGACUAUGCUAACCCUCAUGAUGCAAGACGGUUCGAAGAAAUGACGCCAAUGAUCUUCAGAUUUUUCAUGAUCUAG